AUGGACCCCUUCGAUAGUCAGCUCGCUUCCCCAACCAAAGCCCGCCAAGCUGCUAUUCAAGCCAAGGAUUGGGCGUACGUGAACUCCUGGCUCAGCCGGCAGUAUGCGCCCAAGCCAGUCCCCGCGUUCGAACGCAACGAAGAUACCCUCAAAGUUCUCCUGACAUUGGCUGCAGCCAAUGAUGCCGCCGACGAAGAAGCUCUUCUACAACACCGCGCGCGUGAAGAAGCAAUCCAAUUGUUCAAGCUACGGGAAGAGGCCGAACACAAAGAUGCACAUGAGCGGCACAAGAACGAGAUUCUAGACGAGGUGGAAGUGUGCCUCGAUAACAAAGGCAGACAUGAUCUGGAUGACCUGGCGGAGUCAGCGGUCGUUCUGGGCAACACAUUGAACCCGGAUCCCGGUGAUCUCGGCCAGUCGAUUGUGGAGAUCACGGUGGAAGACUUCGAUGCGCAGGAGCAAAUGGCCAAGGUGGAAACGCUGCACCGAUACCUUCAAAAGGAGCUAUCACGGUUACAAACAGAGCUGGAAUCCCUCAAGUCCGACAAAGCUUAUGAGACUCCAUCAGAUAUCCAAAGCUUGACGUCCGAGUGGACGCGCGGUACAAAGACACUGGCUACGAAAGUUGGGGAAUACCAAGACCGCAUUGUAUCUCUCGAGCGAAACCAGCCUCAAGGCCCCACAAUUGAAGAGCUGAUGGCUGAAGAAGAGAAAGUCAUCCGGUUAAGGGAGACGGUCAAGUCGCUGGAAGCACGGGUGAAGGCCUUCCACGAUCUUCCCAAAGAUGUAUCGGGGGCAAGGGCCAAGUACAAAGAGCUAGAGCGCGAGCUGAGCCAACUUACGCGGCAGCGCGAUACGAUGUUUGGAAGUUUGGUGGGGCGACGAUGA
This is a messenger RNA of Penicillium cinerascens, 888 nucleotides long. RefSeq lists its product as uncharacterized. The coding region runs from base 1 to 888 and encodes 295 amino acids. The transcript has a single exon. The record is from RefSeq and is a predicted model, not a curated record. Gene Ontology annotation, cellular component: HAUS complex; cytosol. Gene Ontology annotation, biological process: spindle assembly. NCBI's taxonomy places the organism in Eukaryota, Fungi, Ascomycota, Eurotiomycetes, Eurotiales, Aspergillaceae.